This is a messenger RNA of Paramecium pentaurelia, 654 nucleotides long. Lineage: Eukaryota; Ciliophora; Oligohymenophorea; Peniculida; Parameciidae. The record is from the annotation of a GenBank genome assembly.
AUGUUGCCAUAGUUAAAACUUAUUUCUUUGGUUGUUAGAGUAUUUGCAAGACCAAUAAUUACAAGCAAAAAAGAAAUAUCUAUCCAAAAGGUCUAAAUGAGUAAAUAAAGAUUUAUUACACAAUAAAUACUUAAUUUAGGAAAUGCUUAUUAUUUCUGGGAUGUAUAGAGAUUAUGAAAGAUAGUAAAAAAUUGAUAGAAUCUAUUUGAACUAAAAUUUGAAAGUUGAAUAUGAUUAAUUAAAUGAAGAUGAGGCCUUAAAAUUAGUUAUAUUAAUUAUUAUUGUUUGAUAGGGAACAGAAUUUUUCUUAGAAAUAUUAAUAUAUACCAUUUUGAUACUAGUCUCUUCAUUCGAAAUAUGGAAAAAUUAUUUUGAGUAAUAAGAUAGAUAAAAAAAUAUGAAUAAUACAAUAAGAGUAAUUUUAAUGUUAAAAUAGAAUUUAUAAUAUUAAAUUAAAAUUAUUAAAGAACAGAAAUUGAAAGACCUGAAUGACAUUUAGUAGGUUUAUGAAAUCUAUGAAACAAAUCUUAAAUCAUUUUAAAAUAAAAAAGAUAAAGCAAUGAAAUAAGUCUCUAUAGUCAAAUAAGUAAGAAUUAUUUUAAUAAAAUAUAGCUUCAUAUUUAAGAUACCAAAAAGAACAACUAAGAUUGUUGA